UCUGCUUUUUUCUUCAUUCAAUUCGUUAGAAUGGUUUUAGGUGCGGGUGCUGAACAUUAUAGUCUUGCCGGUAAAAACGUUUACUAGCAGUACUUUUAAUAUUGUAACCAGAGAGGUUUCAAGUGCGGUGUGGAAUCAUGUUCUACAUUGAUUCCCAUUAAAACAGCACGCAUUUUUCUGUCACUUGUCAAGACGCAGCAUCACAGACACAGCAUCACAGACACCGCAGGACACGACUAAGCAGCGGAACGACAGAGGAAGGCGAACAUUGUGAGGACAUCUGGUCUUUUAUCGGCGUUAUUGGUUAUUUCUUAGUAUUAGAAAUGUUUCAGGACCACUGGUUUGGUAUCUGGUAGGAAUAGGUUAUUGUAGCUGAUGAAAUGACGAAGAUAUGUUAUAUAAGGCGAAUAACGGAGAUCAGACAGAAUUUAACGUUGGCCUCACAAGAAUCGCAUGUGAUACCUCGACUGUACCGCUCUCUAGUAUGGCACAUCUUUAGUUUAGGUAGCUAUCCAGAUAGCUAAUAAUACUUACUGGAUUUGUUUUUCUUGGCACACGGACGUGAUUUUACAGUUACAUCUAAUCUCUGAUAGAUUCAACUAACGUUAGUUUGGUAGCCGUUUUAAAUGCUGGUCUACCCGGUAUUGUGUACAUGUAAUUUAGCGAGCUAGUCGGCUAACAAGCUAACGUUAGCUACAUUUUGAUGUGGUAUGAGUAAAAUAAGAAUUGCCAAAUUUCUGGCCAAUGUUUACUAGGUCAUAGAAUACAGUAGCUUGUCAUUCUAAUAAUUAUAGCUAGGUAAUUAACGUUGGUUAUUAAAUAAAUCCAGCCGGUUUACCCAUGGUUUUUGUAGGUUUAUAAUCCAAUCAGACAUAAAUGAUCUUCAUGUGAAAUGAACCCACGUCCUAAUUUAGAAAAGAAAGAAUUAACAUUAGGCCACUUGAGACUAGGUUAAGCUGCUUAAAGCUUUUUUUCUAGUUUUUAGUUUAGCUAUAUAACUAGCUAGAUACAGUAGUUUGGACGCGUCGGGAUCUUGCCUGGCUACCUCCUGUACAGAGAAAACACGCCGAUCAUACCGUCUCAGUGUCAGUUUUCUAAAUCGCCGUUUUCCGUGCCGACACAAUGGACAGUCACACGGAUGAUGACAGUAUGAGAGUCGGGGAGGUGGAACCCAUGCCUGGCUAUACGGGUCUCCUAACGAGAGCGUCUACUGUGAUGCUCAGUGCCUGGAGAGACUGCAGCGCGUGCGGUCUAGAGCUCUCUAAAAGGACGCUCCUGGAUAACGCUUAUAUUACAUGGACCGAAAUCGGCCUUUUCUUCAUGUGCGCCGUUAUGUGGACGCAGAUACGACGGGGACUAACAGAAUGUCUGUUCAAGCCGUUUGCACAACAGUGUUGUCUCCAGCCCAAAGAUACUGCCAAGAUGCCAGAGAGCGCGUGGAAGCUGGUCUUCUACACCAUGUCCUGGUCCUACAGCACCUACCUGCUCUUCUUCACCAACUACACCUUCUUCCACGACCCGCCCUCCGCAUUCUACGACUGGAAGAGUGGCAUGACGGUACCCACGGACAUCGCCAUCGCCUACCUGAUCCAGGGCAGUUUCUACGGACACUCCAUCUACGCCACGGUCUACAUGGAUGACUGGAGGAAGGAUUCUACCGUCAUGGUGGUGCACCACGUUGUCACUCUGGCCCUCAUCACCUUCUCCUACGCUUUCAGAUUCCACAACAUUGGGUUACUGGUGCUGUUCCUCCACGACAUCAAUGACAUCCAGCUGGAGUUCACCAAGCUCAACGUCUACUUCAAGACCCGGGGAGGGGACUACUACCUCAUCCACGACAUCCUGUCCAACAUGGGCUCUGUCAGCUUCAGCAUCACCUGGUUUUGGUUCCGUCUCUACUGGUUCCCUCUGAAGGUUCUGUAUGCCACCUGUGUGUCCAGCCUCCAGUCCGUCCCAAACAUACCCUUCUAUUUCUUCUUCAACAGCCUCCUCUUGACACUCCUCUGCAUGAAUAUCUACUGGUUUUUGUUCAUAGUGGCGUUUGUAGCGAAGGUCCUGACGGGGCAGAUGAAGGAUGUGAAAGACCUGAGGGAGUACGAGGGUGAGGAGGGAGCUCAGAGGGCUGCAGCCCUGCUCGCGGCCCAGCAGCGGCUGCAGAGUGAAGAUGCAGGACAUCUCAACAACUCUGCUGAAGGGAAACACGUGCAGAACGGGAUCACCAAGGAGAAGCAUCUGUAGAGGCCUCUCUAGUUCCACCUUCUGGCACGACCUAGAUUGUUUCAGACUUAGCUCUUAAGUGACUCUCUGGGUCUCGCGAAAAGGAUGAAAAAACAAUUGAUCAUUUUUAUUUCUGUUUUGUCUUCCCCCCUCGUAUUCUAUAGAUUUUUUUAUUUUAUUAUAUCGCUGUGAAUGUUAUUUAAGGUGACAUUUGUCUUAUAUUAACAUUACGUUUGAAGAAAAAAAAAUGUGUGAGUUUCGGGAAUGUUCUCUCGUGUAGCCUACCAGGACGUUUAGAAUUAGUGUCAUCUCUAACGAACACUCACCAGACAAGGUUAAGCUAGUGAUGUUUAGGUAUCUAGUCUAGACCUAUACAAACUAGAUAACGUGCACACGUUAGAGGACUAAAGCGCUCACACAGUAAUAACCAUGUCAAAGGUCAUCUCUAGUAGAGAGAGACCUGUCUUUUUAAAGAGCAUUCCUCUUAAAAGCGUAGUGGCUAAUUUAGUUUUUACCUCCUCUUAUCCCAGGAGUGAAGGCUAAAAUACUAAAGGGAAGUAUUACAUCGUGUCACUACCGCGGGUGUGAGAGAGUGCAUGUAAUUGGCUGGCUUUGUUUUUACCAACGUGUAUUGAUUUUCAUAUCAUUGCACAGGUCGAUACUGAACACAGCCAUUACCACAGCCUGACCUGCAUUAUUUGAAGAGCCACGUCAGUGUAGUAUUGAUGUCUUGCAAAUGUGAAUUACUCGUGUUCAGAUUUUUAAGGGAAACAUAAACCUUUCAACUUCUUUUUUUGCCGUCGAUAAAUACGCAUAAGAAAUAUUGCUUGCAUUCCUGUAUCGAAAAUGUAUUGUCACAUUUUCUGUUUUUAUAGCAUCUGUUGUUGCACUGAAAUGAAGGCAUACAAGCUAAUAGCUGGUUAAUGACAGCUGAUAUACACUACCAGUCAAAAGUUUGGACACACUUACACAUUCCAGGUUUUUAAUGGAUUUUUUCUACAUUGUAAAAUCAUAGUGAACACAUCAAAACUAUGAAAUAACAGAUGGAAUCAUGUAGUAACCAAAUAAGUGUUAAAAAUAUUUUAUAUUUGAGAUUCUUCAAAGUA
Oncorhynchus gorbuscha (pink salmon) is the source of this 3323-nucleotide messenger RNA. RefSeq names its product ceramide synthase 1-like. Gene Ontology annotation, biological process: ceramide biosynthetic process. The transcript has 7 exons. Gene Ontology annotation, cellular component: membrane. The record is from RefSeq and is a predicted model, not a curated record. Gene Ontology annotation, molecular function: sphingosine N-acyltransferase activity. Lineage: Eukaryota; Metazoa; Chordata; Actinopteri; Salmoniformes; Salmonidae. The coding region runs from base 1123 to 2238 and encodes 371 amino acids.